Cucumis sativus (cucumber) is the source of this 2742-nucleotide messenger RNA. RefSeq names its product cell wall protein IFF6. The record is from RefSeq and is a predicted model, not a curated record. Lineage: Eukaryota; Viridiplantae; Streptophyta; Magnoliopsida; Cucurbitales; Cucurbitaceae. The transcript has a single exon. The coding region runs from base 1 to 2742 and encodes 913 amino acids.
AUGGCUUCUCCUAAACUUUCUUCUCUUGUGUUCUUCAUUUUAUUUGCUAUUGAGAUUUCUUUAAUAGCUAGUGAAGGAGAAAAACAUGGUCAUCCAAAUAACCUUGGUUAUCGUAAGUAUGGUUUUGUAGGAAAAAAAGAUGUUGGAGGCUAUGGAGAUGGAAACUACCAUAAUGAUUAUUAUUGGGGUCGAUGGAGAAAGUAUGGUCAAGGAAGUAGUUAUGGUGCUUCUGAAGGAUCAUCUAACGAUGAAUAUGAUCAUACAAGUAGUUGCACAAAUCCAACUACAAGCGAAGAACCAUCCAAAAGUGGUUACAGCAGUAACGAAAACGGUGGAAAAAGUACAGGAGAAUCAGGAUACACAAAUCCAAGCACUGAAACUAGUUACAAAAAUCCAAGUGCCAGCGAAGAGUCAUCCAAAAAUCCAAGUACCGAAACUAGUUACAAAAAUCCAAGUACAUCCGAAGAACCAUCCAAGAGUAGUUACAGCAACAACGAAAACGGUGGAAAAAGUACAGGAGAAUCAGGAUACAAAAGUCCAAGUACUGAAACUAGUUACAAAAAUCCAACUGCCAGCGAAGAACCAUCAAAAAAUCCAAGUACCGAAACUGGUUACAAAAAUCCAAGUACAGCCGAAGAACCGUCCAAGAGUGGUUACAGUAGCAACGAAAACGGUGGAAAAAGUACGGGAGAAUCGGGAUACACAAGCCCAAGUACUGAAACGGGUUACAAAAAUCCAAGUGCAAGCGAAGAGCCAUCCAAAAAUCCAAGUACCGAAACUGGUUACAAAAAUCCAAGUACAUCCGAAGAACCGUCCAAGAGUGGUUACAGUAGCAACGGAAAUGGUGGAAAAAGUACCGGAGAAUCAGGAUACACAAGCCCAAGUACUGAAACUAGUUACAAAAAUCCAACUGCCAGCGAAGAGCCAUCCAAAAAUCCAAGUACUGAAACUGGUUACAAAAAUCCGAGUACAGCCGAAGAACCCUCCAAGAGUGGCUACAGUAGCAACGAAAACGGUGGAAAAAGUACCGGAGAAUCAGGAUACACAAGUCCAAGUACUGAAACUGGUUACAAAAAUCCAACUGCCAGUGAAGAACCAUCCAAAAAUCCAAGUACCGAAACUGGUUACAAAAAUCCAAGUACAUCCGAAGAACCGUCCAAGAGUGGUUACAGCAGCAACGGAAAUGGUGGAAAAAGUACCGGAGAAUCAGGAUACACAAGCCCAAGUACUGAAACUAGUUACAAAAAUCCAACUGCCAGCGAAGAGCCAUCCAAAAAUCCAAGUACUGAAACUGGUUACAAAAAUCCAAGUACAGCCGAAGAACCCUCCAAGAGUGGCUACAGUAGCAACGAAAACGGUGGAAAAAGUACCGGAGAAUCAGGAUACACAAGUCCAAGUACUGAAACUGGUUACAAAAAUCCAACUGCCAGUGAAGAACCAUCCAAAAAUCCAAGUACCGAAACUGGUUACAAAAAUCCAAGUACAUCCGAAGAACCGUCCAAGAGUGGCUACAGCAGCAACGGAAAUGGUGGAAAAAGUACCGGAGAAUCAGGAUACACAAGCCCAAGUACUGAAACGGGUUACAAAAAUCCAAGUGCAAGCGAAGAGCCAUCCAAAAAUCCAAGUACCGAAACUGGUUACAAAAAUCCAAGUACAGCCGAAGAACCGUCCAAGAGUGGUUACAGUAGCAACGAAAACGGUGGAAAAAGUACGGGAGAAUCGGGAUACACAAGUCCAAGUACUGAAACUGGUUACAAAAAUCCAACUGCCAGCGAAGAGUCAUCCAAAAAUCCAAGUACCGAAACUGGUUACAAAAGUCCAAGUACAGCCGAAGAACCCUCUAAGAGUGGCUACAGCAGCAACGGAAACGGAGGAAAAAGUACAGGAGAAUCAGGAUACACAAGUCCAAGUACUGAAACUGGUUACAAAAAUCCAACAGCCAGCGAAGAACCAUCAAAAAAUCCAAGUACCGAAACUGGUUACAAAAAUCCAAGUACAGCCGAAGAACCGUCCAAGAGUGGUUACAGCAGCAACGAAAAUGGUGGAAAAAGUACGGGAGAAUCAGGAUACACAAGCCCAAGUACUGAAACGGGUUACAAAAAUCCAAGUGCCAGCGAAGAGCCAUCCAAAAAUCCAAGUACCGAAACUGGUUACAAAAAUCCAAGUACAGCUGAAGAACCGUCCAAAAGUGGUUACAGCAGCAACGAAAACGGUGGAAAAAGUACGGGAGAAUCAGGAUAUACAAGCCCAAGUACUGAAACUGGUUACAAAAAUCCAACUGUCAGCGAAGAGCCAUCCAAAAAUCCAAGUACCGAAACUGGUUACAAAAAUCCAAGUACCGCCGAAGAGUCAUCCAAGGGUGGUUAUAGCACUAACGAGAAUGGUGGAAAAAGUACAGAAGAAUCCGGAUACAAAAGCUCAAAUACUGAAACUGGUUACAAUGGCGAAGAACCAUCUAAAAGUAGUUAUAGCAGCAACGAAAAUGGUGGAAAAAGUACGGAAGAAUACAAUAAUCCAAGUGCUGGAAAUAGUUACAAAGGCGAAGAAGCAUCUAAUGAAUAUAGUGAGAACGGUGGUAAAAGUGGAGUAGUAAGUAAUGAAAAUAGUUACGAAGGUGGAGAUGAAAACAAUGGUGGAGGUUAUCCUAAUUAUGAAAGUGGUGAAACAAGCUACAAAUCAUUCAAAAACUAUCGUCGUUAUCAAAGAGGCAAUCUAUAUGGCCGGGGUAGCAGACAACCUUGA